GCUUGCCCUGAACUUAGGAAGGAGAAGGUGAAGGAGAAAAAAAACCCCAAGCCUUCAGUCCUCCCCUUGCAGAAGAGUGAGCGAGGGAGCAGUAUAAAUAGUGCUGCCUCCUUCACUGCCCUGCUGUAUCUUCAAAAACUCCAAAGAGAAUCUUUUUUUUUAGCACUGCCUUCCAUUUCUCUCUUUCUCUCCCUCUCUCACUCACUCAUUUACACUCUCUCUCUCUCACACACACACACACACACACACUCUCUCUCUCUUUACAGCACGUCUGUCUGAGGUCUCUUGAAGCCUCUUUUUCGUUUCUUUCAGAGCUGAGACACAGUCGCCGUCUUCCUCUUCUCUCACUCACUUGCUUUCCCUCCAUCUUUUCCUCCGUUAAUACUCCAAGGAUCCUUUCUUUAGACGUCGACUGACCACCUUGCGCUAUAUCAUCCUCGAGGCAAGCAGUCCGGCCAUCAACGGUCACUCGCAAGAACCAGAGAGAAGGUAGGCGAGGCCACUCCAAACCGAGAACACACACACACACACACACACAUACACACACGUCUGCCACCAUGCUGUGCGUGAAGUUGGCCUUUGCCAUGGCGCUCCUUGCGCCCGCGACGCUGGCGGGUCCCAGCCAGUGUCCGAGCCAGUGCCAUUGCCACGGCGACCUGCAGCACGUCAUCUGCGACAACGUGGACCUCAAGAAGAUCCCUCAGGUGUCGGAGACCACGCGCCUGCUCAACCUCCAGCGCAACAACCUGGGCUCCCUGGCCACCGGCGGCUUCGCCGAUAUGAAGGGCCUUAUCUCGCUCCACCUGCAGCACUGCAAGAUCCAGGAGAUCGCCGGACAGGCCUUUAAGGGGCUCAAGAAGCUCAUCUACCUCUACCUGUCGAACAACGAGAUCUCCUCCAUCCGGCCGGGCGCCUUCGACGACCUGGGCGAGCUCACCUAUCUGUACCUGGACGGCAACCGCAUCAGCGCCUUGGCCAAAGGCAUCUUCGCGCCCAUGAUCAACCUGUUCAUCCUGCAGCUGGACAACAACCAGAUCCGCGACCUGCCCCCUGGCGUCUUCGCCGGCGCCAAGGACCUGCGCUGGCUGCACCUGAGCGGCAACGAGAUCGCGUCCGUGCAGCCCGGCUCGCUGGACGACGUGGAGAACCUGGCCAUCCUGCACCUGGACCGCAACAAGCUGAGCACGUACCCGCUGACCGCCAUGAGCAAGCUGAGGGUGGUCGAGGAGCUGACCCUCUCCAAGAACCCGCUCACCUUCAUCCCAGACAACGCCUUCCGCAGCUUCGGCCGCUACAUGGAGAAACUGCACCUGGACAGCAUGGGACUUCAGAAGUUUGCUGACGGAGCGUUCAGUGGGGUGACUGCACUAAAGACUCUGUACUUAAACAACAACAAGCUCAAGUCCCUCCCGAGCAGCCUAGAGUUCUCCACCAUCACCAACCUGACCCUGGACAACAACGCCUGGUCCUGCACCUGCCAGCUGACCAACCUCCGCAAAUGGAUGGAUUCGAGCCGACAGCGACUUGACGCCGUUUGCUCUUCGCCCUCCACCCAGAGGGGCAAGCAGAUCAGAGACAGCAACGUCUUCAGCCGCUGCAAAGGCAAAUCAAAGAGGGCCAAGAAGGGAACCCGCCAUUAAGCAGGUUGCUUUAUUAGCAUGACUGUAAGAGGUUUAGCGGAGAGAAGAGAGAGUGGAGAAGGUACAAGCCUGUCCAGGUGAUCGGCUACAAUGAAGAGGAACAUUUAAAAAAAAAAAAAAAAACAUGGAAGCAACGCUAGACCUGCUACUUUGAGACUGUCCAUUUCUUACACUUUACAAAACAUAUAAAACACAUGUUUUAUCUCCUGGCAGCAAUGCAUGUAAAAAGUACACAAAGUGUUGCAAUAAAUGUAAAACAUGGGGUCAAAACAGAUUAAUGUAUUCCUGGUAGACAAAUUAAUCUAUAUUUUUCAAUAUUGUGUGCAAUUAAUAGGAAAUAGAGUACCAGUGGACACACACACACACACACACACACACACACACACACAUAUAAAUGUAGCUAUACACAUACAUCUCUGUUCUUCUGACCUCUUGAAGAGAUUGACCAAUCCUUAGAGGCAGCAGCCAUGUAUGUUUGCUUUUGUUUGUUGUGUUGUGUUUUUUUUCUACUUUCCUGUUUCAUUCGCUCCCUCAGAUGCCAGUCAUGCACUUUUACUCCCCCUAGUCUGGGACCCAAACAUCUGUCACCGUGGUAACGCCCACACCUGGUCUCCCAGGUGACCCCAUAUUUUGACCAUAGUGGGACUGCAUGCAGACAGUGAUCCCCGUCCUAGCCAUCACAAAACGUCACAACCUUUGACCUUUGAACCUGAAACGAGUGAGUGCAAUGCAGGAGGCUGGAUACUUCUGAUGAGGGAGGGUGAGACGAAACAGAACAGAGUGGUGUGAGGAGAAGGUUGGGACUGUUACCAGACGCUCAAUAUUAUUCAACUAUCUUUUGAUGUUUGAUCGCUGACUGAAAAGAAAAAAAAAAAAGUUUUCAAAUCUUAUUCAACUCCUAUAGUCUGUAAAAUGAGUAAGUCCAUUGGCAUUGACAUUUCGGGAGAGAAAACUGCCUUUCAACCAUGUUAAUCUAAGUGAAGUAGCCUAAAGCACAACAAAAAUGGCAUGUGUUGUUUUGAUCUAAGUGAUUAUUGAUAUCACCAUGACGACCCUUCACUUAACUCAAAGCAGCUGGCCGUAACUAUGACAACCCCAGCUUAGCUUUUCCUUUCUCUGCAAGGGAUACACAGACUCCCACAGCCUACAGCACGUUUCGUGGCCCAAGUCGAGAUGUUGUCCUUAGGUAAAACGACUGUCUGGUUGGUGGACUAUCAGGGAGGUCUGGUAAGGAGCGGUAUUAGCAAGUCACUGCAUGAGGGCAUCAGUGAGGCAUAUCAACUCUGGGAGCAACCAUACUAAUGACUCUUAUGCAUCCUGUUUGUAUGUUAAUAAGCAUCCUACGCAGACUUGUGUUAGAGGUUGUGUUGCUGUACACUUCCAAUAAACAUCAAAGACAUGAAA
This is a messenger RNA of Alosa sapidissima (American shad), 3044 nucleotides long. RefSeq names its product chondroadherin (gene chad). The record is from RefSeq and is a predicted model, not a curated record. Bases 558 to 1640 code for a protein of 360 amino acids. Gene Ontology annotation, cellular component: extracellular matrix. The transcript is spliced from 5 exons. Lineage: Eukaryota; Metazoa; Chordata; Actinopteri; Clupeiformes; Clupeidae. Gene Ontology annotation, molecular function: protein binding.